CGCUUUUCACGUUAUUUUUGCCUUUUUUGUUUUUGGUUCUGAAUUUGUCAAGCAUGAUAAUUUAUGAUCUGGAUUAAAUAGAGCUUUAAUGGAUUACCAAUAAUUUUGAUUUAAUUACAUUAGUUUUCUUGGAUAUGGCUGGUAUUAAAACUCAAGCUUUAAAAUGUAAAGAUCUUCAUGAUUAUCUGAAAACUUUAUCAGCAGCAACGCUUGAAAAGUUGUAUAACCAUCCUGCAACUUGCUUGGCUGUGUUCAGAGAACUUCCAACUUUAGCCAAACAUUAUAUCACUCGUUUGUUAUUUGUAGAGCAACCUGUGCCUCAAGCUGUUAUUGGAUCAUGGUUAGGACAGCAGUUUGUAAAAGAACAUUUGGAAGCUGUUGAGUCAUUAUGUGAACUUCAUUUGUAUAAGGAAUAUCCUGUGCCAGGUGGUUUACCAGGAUGGGCACUUAAUGCUACUUUCAGAAAGAACUUGAAAAAUGCACUACUUGGAGGUGGAAAACCUUGGGCAGUAUGUGCAAAUCUUGAAAAAGAUAAACAUGCCAGGGAUAUCAAAUUUCUUGAUUCUUAUGCAAUGGAAAGAUGGGAAGCACUUUUGCAUUUCAUGGUUGGUUCAAAGCAAGCUGAAAAUACUGUGAGUAACGAUGCAAUAAAAGUGUUGCUGCAUUCAGGAUUGAUGCGAAAAGAAAAUGAUUUAAACAUUAUUACAACAGAGGGGUUUCAAUUCCUGUUGAUGACUACAGCAUCUCAAGUAUGGCAUUUCAUGCUUCAAUACUUAGACACUAUUGAAGAACGUGGAUUAAACUUAGUUGAUUGUCUGACAUUUCUUUUCCAGCUUAGUUUCCUUACAUUAGGAAAGGAUUACAGUACAGGUGAAAUGAAUGAAUCAAUGUUGAUGUUUCUUCAACAUUUACGGGAGCUUGGUAUAGUUUAUCAAAGAAAGGUAGUUUUCUGAUAUUAUAAUCUUUCAAUCAUUUAAAUUUUUUAAACAAAUAAUAAUA
Molecule: messenger RNA, 999 nt
Organism: Stegodyphus dumicola
Lineage: Eukaryota; Metazoa; Arthropoda; Arachnida; Araneae; Eresidae
Gene: mrn
Product: general transcription factor IIH subunit 4 marionette
Biological process (GO): nucleotide-excision repair
Cellular component (GO): transcription factor TFIIH core complex; transcription factor TFIIH holo complex
Molecular function (GO): double-stranded DNA binding; ATPase activator activity
Source: RefSeq, a predicted model, not a curated record